This is a messenger RNA of Blastomyces dermatitidis ER-3, 2461 nucleotides long. RefSeq names its product diacylglycerol O-acyltransferase. Lineage: Eukaryota; Fungi; Ascomycota; Eurotiomycetes; Onygenales; Ajellomycetaceae. Gene Ontology annotation, biological process: triglyceride biosynthetic process. Gene Ontology annotation, cellular component: endoplasmic reticulum membrane. Bases 244 to 1641 code for a protein of 465 amino acids. The record is from RefSeq and is a predicted model, not a curated record. Gene Ontology annotation, molecular function: diacylglycerol O-acyltransferase activity. The transcript is spliced from 2 exons.
GUUUUGCCAAGACUCCGCCCCAACGUCAUUUGUCUUGUUUUAUUCAUCUUCAUUCCGGACUUUACUAUUUAUAUUCAGGCUCAUUCUUAUACCCAAUUCCUGUUUGUUUACUCUCUCUCUCUCUCUCUCUCGCUCCCUGCCCCUCUGUCUCUGUCUCCUGUGCGCGUUUGCUGAGAUGGGAGUUGAGAUACCGUAGCCGGCUGUUUCCAAGAGGAGCUUAUCUCCAAGCAGAAACUUGAAACCAUGCGUUCCCGCUCCCCGUCUCCCUCCACUCCUUUAAAUCCGGAGCCCUCACGGGCCGAAGAUCGAGCUUCACUUGGAUUACCUCCCAUGUCUUAUGUGCAAGCCGUUGUAUCCGGUAAAUGUGAAGUUCCCGAACGCUCUGCGUUCGAGAAUGAAGGAUCCCCGCUCCAAAUCGAUGGCCAGCCUCCCGGUGCGUCACUAUUGAAAACAGAGGGCUUCUCUCAGCGGAAUGGGCUUACAUCUUCUCCUCUGCCGAGGGGAACUCAUACGCACCGUGGGAGCGCAAGGUCAAGAAGGGCAAAUGGCUCGCAAGGAAACGGCGCAAACAACAAUCCAGGUAGAAGCCGCCGGGGAACUUCAGAGCGCACCGGCUUGCGCUGGGCUCCGCUCAACGUUGGCCUUGACAGGCGUCUCCAGACCCUCGUAGUCCUCUACCACACCAUCUCCGUACCUGUCUUUCUAACAGUCUUCUUCUUCUCCUGUGCCAUCCCUCUCUUCUGGCCUCUCCUCCUGCCCUACUUAGUCUAUAUUUCUCUAUUCUCCGACACUGCAACAUCUGGCACGCUGGUCCGCCGUAGCCAAUUCCUGCGUUCACUCCGCAUCUGGAAAUAUUUCGCCUCCUACUUCCCCGCCCGUCUGCACCGCUCCGUUCCCCUCCCUGCUACCCGAAAAUAUGUUUUCGGCUACCACCCUCAUGGCAUCAUCUCCCACGGAGCUUUUGCUGCAUUUGGCACUGAAGCCCUAGGCUUCUCCGACCUCUUUCCGGGAAUUACCAACACCCUCCUCACCCUAGACUCCAACUUCCGUCUCCCCUUCUACCGCGACUACGCCCUUGCCAUGGGACUGGCCAGUGUGUCCCGCGAAUCGUGCGAAAAUAUCCUAUCAAAAGGCGGCCUCGACAACGCCGGCAUGGGCCGCGCCAUCACUAUCGUCGUCGGAGGCGCUAGCGAGUCGCUCGACGCACAACCCCAUUCCAUCCGCCUAGUUCUCAAACGCCGAAAAGGCUUCGUCAAACUUGCUAUCCGCACAGGUGCAGACCUCGUCCCGGUCCUCGCCUUUGGUGAAAACGAAUUAUACGAACAGGUUCCCUCCGACCAGCACCCGCUCAUCCGCAGGUUUCAACUCCUCGUCAAGCGCACGAUGGGUUUCACUAUCCCGCUAUUUCAUGCCCGCGGCGUCUUCAAUUAUGACGUUGGCUUAAUGCCUUAUCGCCGUCCGGUGAAUAUUGUCGUUGGUCGACCCAUUCAGGUUGUACAGCAGCAUGAUCGGGCCAAGAUUGAGGAUGCUUAUGUUGACGAGUUGCACGAUAAGUAUGUGCGCGAGCUGCAACGAUUGUGGGAGGAGUAUCGUGGUUUAUUUGCUACGGAGAGGACAUCGGAGUUGGAAAUCGUCGCAUAAGAAGGGUAGGGAAUUCAUUGCUUGUAAGGUGAUAUGUUGGAGGCUAUGUGUGGGUCCGUUUGUCAGGAGUGUAUUUUUUUUUCUACCAGAGGGGGUUUUAGGUUCUGCUUGAAUACUGAGUUUGGGUUUGCAGCUGGGAGUUUUUGCUGGAUUGGUUUAUGUUUCUUUGAGGCUUCUUAGUCGGACGCUUGCUUGCGGUUACGUAGUUAAUUAAGAUUAUUAAAAUUAUCUUUACUUUCAAGCGUUUGAAUAGCGACUGCAUUUAUCGCUUAGGAAUUGAAACCUUUCCAGUAGCUGGUCUGCAUUGAUGGUCAGAGUAGUGGGAUGUCUGUAUAUCCGGGAUUGACACCUCGCUCCGCUGAUAAGGGACACUGAACUCGGAGAACAAUAACGACAUAUCUAUGGUACUCUGAAGAACUAAACAAUAUCUUAUGUCCCACAUCCUCCUCCCGUUUGCCGUGCGCUAUUGCUAGAACGCUCAUAUAACGAAAUAUUUCUCCCAAAUACAGUGGACAAAACAGAAGAGAAAAGAGGUUGAGACGUAUGAAAUUCUGUGAGAUGUAGAAAUGGACGAUGAUCGCUGUGAAGAAACAAGAGGACAAGGGGGAGCCGAUUGGCGUCCAGCAGUGACCAAUAUGAAAAAUAAAUACAGGAAAAGUAAAGAAGUGAAGUGUGAAGUAAAGGGAUAUCAUUAACCAGCUUAACUCCUACCAUAUAAUCCCCUUCCAAUGCCACGUCCCAUCCACAUUUUUCCACUUCCCCUGCUCAAUAGCCUUAUCCCACCCAAGCAUAACAGCCAGCAGCCGACACCCAAUGCUAC